AUGCCGGAACGUCUAGGGCAAAAGUCUGUUCUUAUAACAGGCUGCACACCUGGAGGCAUCGGUCAUGGCCUUUGCCACGAGUUUCACAAGCAAGGUUUACAUGUAAUUGCCACCGCUCGCGAUCUAUCAGUUCUGAAAGAAUUAGCCGCCCUGGGCAUGAGCACCGUCCAACUAGACGUGACAAAUCCCAGCAGCAUUGAGAAAUGCCACAAAAUUGUCACCGGGCUGACUGGAGGCCGUCUGGAUAUUCUGGUCAAUAAUGCCGGUCGCACACACACGCACCCCGCGCUAGAUCUCGAUAUCCAGGACGUACGAACAACAUUUGAGACCAAUGUCUUCGGUGUUAUGGCAAUGGUGGCGGGGUUCUCGGAUCUUCUGAUUGAAGCCCAGGGCUUGGUCAUCAACGUUGCAUCUUUGGCGGCUUUAGUACCGUACGCCUUUGGAAGCGCGUACUGUGCUAGCAAGGGGGCGAUCGUUAGUUACAGUCGGACUCUGCGUCAGGAGCUACGACCUCUUGGUGUGAGGGUCAUGGUUUGCAUGGUCGGCACUGUGAAGUCGAACAUUCACAAUCGGGCACAUAGGUCUUUGCCUGAGAACUCGGUUUAUCAACCUAUCAAAGAGGUUUUCCAAAAGCGUCUGACGUUUGUGAACAACAACAGCCCUUAUGAUACUGAGUCAUUUUCCAAAGAACUUGUUGCAAAUUCGCUGAAGAGUGAAGUGCCGUGGUUAUUCAGAAGUUGGGUUGGGCGACCGGACUGGUUCUAUUAUGGUGGGCUGGCAUGGCUGUUGUGGUGGGGCUCGACCCUGUUUGGCGAAUGGGUGGUGGAUUAUGUUUGUUGGAGGAUGUUUGAAUUAUGGAAAUUGGAGAACUUGCGAUCGCGGGUUGAGGAGGUCCAUGACGUAAAGCCUUCCAAGGAUGAAUAG
Molecule: messenger RNA, 924 nt
Organism: Penicillium pulvis
Lineage: Eukaryota; Fungi; Ascomycota; Eurotiomycetes; Eurotiales; Aspergillaceae
Product: SDR family oxidoreductase
Exons: 4
Coding region: 1-924 (307 amino acids)
Biological process (GO): phosphatidic acid biosynthetic process; triglyceride catabolic process
Cellular component (GO): lipid droplet; endoplasmic reticulum
Molecular function (GO): triacylglycerol lipase activity; acylglycerone-phosphate reductase (NADP+) activity
Source: RefSeq, a predicted model, not a curated record